Adineta ricciae is the source of this 1059-nucleotide messenger RNA. Lineage: Eukaryota; Metazoa; Rotifera; Eurotatoria; Adinetida; Adinetidae. The record is from the annotation of a GenBank genome assembly.
AUGCAUCUCAAUACGAAUAUGGGUGUGCAAGCUCCAUUAUACACAUGUAAAGCCAUUAUAUUUCAAGUUGAUCCCGAAACACGAAGAUCUUGGAAUCAAUUAUCAACAGGCGCUGUCAAUGUUCAGAUAUUCUACGACUCGAUUAAAAAUGUUCACCGCAUCAUAUCUGUUGAUGGUUCAAAAAUACUCAUCAAUACAGUUAUAACUAGUCGGAUGAAUUUCAUUAAAACAUCUGAAAAAUUUUGUCAAUGGAUGGAUUCGAAAGCGAAUCAAGUUUAUGGUUUAGGAUUCGCUAAUGAAUUUGAGCUAACACGAUUUAUUAAUAAAUUCACUACAAUUAAGGAAGCAUCAAGAAAUACUGUACGAAGUCACAGUCUCAAUGUUCGACGUAUAUCUCGAUCGGAAACUGAUUGGUCGACUAAAUCUUCUGGAUCGGAUCGAUCGAUGCAUCUAAAACAAGAGAAUGCUCAUCUAAAAUUAGCACUUGUUCAAAGUUCAAAUAAUGCGAAAGUAUGGCAAGAAGAAUUGGAAAUUUUACGUAGUAAUAAUACUAAAUUGACAACAGCAUUACAAGAAAGUCAUGCUAAUGUGGAAGAGUGGAAAAGACAAUUACAAUUUUAUCGUGAAGAAUGUUCACGUUUACGCCAAAUGAUCUGUACUCCUCAUUCAUCUGAUCAUGAACAAGUCAGUGACGCGAAAGAAACGAAAAAUCGCUUGGGUGAUAUCGAAUUCCAUAACAAACAACAAGAACAAAAGAUUUCUCAAUUAGAAAGUCAAAUUCAACGAUAUACAACGCAAAUUAAUUCAUUGAAAGAUCGUUUAUCAAGAAGUGAAACAGUUAAUCAAGAUCUUCGUAGUGAACUACAGCAACGAACAGUAUCCAAUUCUGCCUCGAGUCGUACACCUUCUCGUUCGCCGCAUCGAAAUCUUCAACAAUUAUCACGUCUUCGUGAUCUAUUUGAAACUAAAACCAAUGAUUUCAAUCAAACAAUGUCAGCUCAAUGUCAGGAUCUACAGCGAUUAUGUUCGCAGAUUACUCAAGUGAUCAGUGAAUUCUAA